AUGUGUCAUGUCAUUGUAACGUGUCGGUCGAUGCUGUGGACUCUCCUGAGCAUCGUGGUGGCUUUCGCAGAGCUCAUCGCUUUCAUGAGCGCAGACUGGCUGAUUGGCAAAGCAAAGCCUUCAAGCUCCGAGGAUGGGGACAACAGAACGGGGGGCCCACAGGAGCCUUACCAUCCGACACUGGGCAUCUACGGGCGCUGCACCAGGAUCUCCCACGUGCAGCUUUCUAGACGCGACACGCUUUGUGGUCCUUACGCCGAAAACUUCAGUGAGAUUGCUAGUGGGUUCUGGCAGGCAACGGCUAUUUUCCUAGCCAUGGGAAUCAUGAUUCUCUGUGCUGUGGCGUUUGUGUCUGUCUUCACUAUGUGUGUGCAGAGUAUUAUGAAGAAAAGCAUUUUUAAUGUCUGUGGGCUGCUUCAAGGGAUUGCAGGCCUCUUCCUUAUUUUAGGCUUGAUACUUUACCCUGCGGGUUGGGGAUGUCAGAAAGCAAUAAGCUAUUGUGGACCUUACGCUUCUGCUUACAAACUAGGAGACUGCUCCUUGGGCUGGGCUUUCUACACAGCCAUUGGUGGCACUAUUCUGACGUUCAUCUGUGCAGUCUUCUCGGCACAAGCUGAAAUAGCCACAUCCAGUGACAAAGUGCAAGAAGAAAUAGAAGAAGGAAAAAACCUUAUCUGCCUCCUUUAACUCCAGUGGGGAGAAGUGCCAGCGCCUGGAUCUUACCUGCUCUCCAUUAACUGGACAAGCAGAUCCACGUACCGGUUUGUACCAUUUGUGUGAUUGAGCCCCAUGCAUUCCAGCCCUGAACUACUGAAAUGGUCUUUCUUCCUUGCUGGGCAAUGAGGAUCAGAGAAAGGAUCCAAAGAAAGCAGAAUGUAAAUAUUUGGGGAUUUUUUUUUAGCUUCAUUCUAGGAUCAGGACACAGUGGAAUAUAUUAAUCAGGCUGGGGAUGUGAGGAAUCGUGUGUAU
Messenger RNA from Merops nubicus (carmine bee-eater), 969 nucleotides. It is a transcript of the gene LHFPL2, whose product is annotated as lipoma HMGIC fusion partner-like 2. NCBI's taxonomy places the organism in Eukaryota, Metazoa, Chordata, Aves, Coraciiformes, Meropidae. The coding region runs from base 1 to 687 and encodes 228 amino acids. The transcript is spliced from 2 exons. Gene Ontology annotation, cellular component: membrane. The record is from RefSeq and is a predicted model, not a curated record.